Messenger RNA from Cynoglossus semilaevis (tongue sole), 1874 nucleotides. It is a transcript of the gene cenpu, whose product is annotated as centromere protein U. The transcript is spliced from 13 exons. The record is from RefSeq and is a predicted model, not a curated record. Gene Ontology annotation, cellular component: nucleus. Lineage: Eukaryota; Metazoa; Chordata; Actinopteri; Pleuronectiformes; Cynoglossidae. The coding region runs from base 292 to 1605 and encodes 437 amino acids.
UGUUCCGGAAAUUGAACGUUUUUGCGGGAAGCAGCAGCUGUUUUUAGUGUCCGAUGAAAUGAAGUAAGAUUAUAUCGACAGCUGCCGCUCUCUCCUCAAGAGUUUUAUCCACAUUUUUCAACCACGUUGGAGUUUGUCCGAAGUCAAAGUAGUGACAUUUUUAUGUUGAACGAACGAACUGUGUCAGAAUCACAGUGGAACACUGACUGACUGACCCGCUGCAGUGGAACUCUUCAGACGUUUCUGUUCGAAGUUUCAGGAGUCAAACUGAACCCAGUGACACCAGAUAAGAUGUCUCAUCAGACGGCAGUUUGUUUCGGUGAAGACUCCAACAACUUGUCUGCCAUAGAAAAGGCCAGUUUCCUGGAAGGACUGCAGCAGAAUACUGAGAACCGUCUGCACAGCACCGCCAUAGAGGAAGAACUGACGGUGGUGAAAACAAAGCUGCCUGUGGCUGCAACAAAGAGGAAGAACCGAGAUAAUGAUCCAGGAAACACCAAGAGAGCGAGACCAGCGCCUCAGCAGAAGGUCAAGGCCCGAACUGAGCGCAGAGGGGUCAAAGGUCAGAAGACAAACUCUGACAGGAGCGGUGUGAAGGCGGACGCCAACAGCGUCCUACCAACAAGUCUACGGCCCAGAAGCAGCGGUGUCAGAGUUUUGGCGAGGAAGAAUACGGCUCAGAGCACCAGUACAGGAAGUCCAAACUCAGUGAGAGCCAACAGGAAGUCUGUGAAAAUGAAGAAGAGCCAAUCAGAGGCUCAGGUACAGCUCAGUCCACAGCAGGAGUCUGACGGUGAGCAGCAGAGCCGUCGCAGCGCCCUGUCCUCCAGUGAGGCCGAGGAUGAAGACACCAGCUGGAAACCUCUCCCAGAGAAGGCAAAAGUGCAGAGUUUCGGCCGAGGCGGGAAGACUUGGUCCGUUAGCCCCAAAUCCAGGAAGUCCUCCUCAGGCGGUGGACGUGACCAGGAACAGACGGCGACCAGCGCUGGUACAGGCCGCAGCAGGAGACGCACUGGUCCUCCGGGGACAGACUUGGAGCUGGUACUGGAGGCGUUCCUUCAUCUCUGUGAUCAGUUCAGGGAGUCUGCGGAGUCCAAAUCAAUCAAAGACCUAAUCGAUUUGUUCUCCUCCAAUGUGGAAGAGCAGCUCAUGGAGAAGAUCAUGCUGUUCAAAGACCUCAAGGUUUUAAAAAGAGAGAACACAAAGGUGGCUUCGUUGAUUCGCUCUAAGACACACAGACUGUUGGAGGCCAAGAAUGAGCUGAUGAGACAGGAGAGACGAGUGCUGCUGCUGCAGAAGGAGAAGUCAGAACUGACACUGAAGCUGUCGGAUCUGAGGAGGAGCCACCACUUCCUCUGUGACCUCAGACAGCUGAGCCAGCAGCACGUGGACCAGCAGCACGUGGACCAGCAGCACGUGGACCAGCAGCACUCGGACCAGCAGCACGUGGACCAGCAGCAGCUGGAAGAGACGUACGGAGCGUCCAGUCUAGCUGCUCUGGUUCUGGAGGCCAAACACGUACAGACGACGGAGCAGCAGCUGAGGAGCAUCAACCAGAGGAUGGAGAAGAGACUGGAGCACAGCAGGGACAGGAAGCAAGUGUGACGGACACAGACCAACGCACGCACACACACACACGAGUUUGUUCCAGUUGUUAAGAAGUUUUUGUGUAAGAAUAAAAAAAAAGUCAAACAAAUAAACAGUGAAUGUUCCUCGUGGUCAAACUGAACAGAAGUGAAGAGGUCUGAAGUUCACUGACUGGCCACAGGUGUGAAUGAUGGUGUGAAUGAUGGUGUGAAUGAUGGUGUGAAUGGUUCUGACCCCGACAGGAUGAAGAGGAACAAGUGUUUCAUCAUUUUGACACUGUUUGUUGU